Messenger RNA from Lepus europaeus (European hare), 1993 nucleotides. It is a transcript of the gene TBX5, whose product is annotated as T-box transcription factor 5. NCBI's taxonomy places the organism in Eukaryota, Metazoa, Chordata, Mammalia, Lagomorpha, Leporidae. Gene Ontology annotation, biological process: positive regulation of DNA-templated transcription; cell fate specification; regulation of transcription by RNA polymerase II. The record is from RefSeq and is a predicted model, not a curated record. The transcript has 9 exons. The coding region runs from base 119 to 1675 and encodes 518 amino acids. Gene Ontology annotation, molecular function: DNA-binding transcription factor activity, RNA polymerase II-specific; RNA polymerase II cis-regulatory region sequence-specific DNA binding. Gene Ontology annotation, cellular component: nucleus.
CCUGCGCCCCCGCCUCGCCGCCCACUGCCCUGCUAGGAGCCAGAGGGGACGUGGUGAAUGCAGCGGCUUCGCGGAGCGAGAGCAGAACCUUGCGCGGGCACAGGGCCCCCAGCGCACCAUGGCCGACGCAGAUGAGGCCUUUGGCCUGGCUCACACGCCCCUCGAGCCUGACUCUAAAGAUCUACCUUGCGAUGCCAAACCCGAGGGCGCACUGGGGACCCCCAGCAAGUCCCCGUCGUCCCCGCAGGCCGCCUUCACCCAGCAGGGCAUGGAAGGAAUCAAGGUGUUUCUGCACGAGAGGGAGUUGUGGCUGAAAUUCCACGAAGUGGGUACGGAAAUGAUCAUAACCAAGGCGGGAAGGCGAAUGUUCCCCAGUUACAAAGUGAAGGUAACUGGACUCAAUCCCAAAACGAAAUACAUUCUGCUCAUGGACAUUGUCCCCGCCGACGACCACAGAUACAAGUUCGCCGAUAACAAAUGGUCUGUGACCGGCAAAGCGGAGCCCGCCAUGCCAGGCCGCCUGUACGUGCACCCAGACUCGCCGGCCACUGGGGCUCACUGGAUGCGGCAGCUCGUGUCCUUCCAGAAGCUGAAGCUCACCAACAACCACCUGGACCCCUUUGGACACAUUAUUCUAAACUCCAUGCACAAAUACCAGCCCAGAUUACACAUCGUGAAGGCGGACGAAAAUAAUGGAUUUGGCUCGAAAAACACGGCGUUCUGCACCCAUGUCUUUCCAGAGACGGCCUUUAUCGCCGUGACUUCCUACCAGAACCACAAGAUCACGCAAUUAAAGAUCGAGAACAAUCCCUUCGCCAAAGGCUUCCGGGGCAGUGAUGACAUGGAGCUGCACAGGAUGUCCCGGAUGCAAAGUAAAGAGUACCCCGUGGUUCCCCGGAGCACAGUGCGCCAGAAGGUGGCCUCCAACCACAGUCCGUUCAGCAGUGAGCCCCGGGCUCUCUCUGCCUCCUCCAACUUGGGGUCCCAGUACCAGUGUGAGAAUGGGGUCUCCGGCCCCUCGACGGACCUUCUGCCCCCACCCAACCCGUACCCCCUGGCCCAGGAGCACGGCCAGAUUUAUCACUGCACCAAGCGGAAAGAUGAAGAGUGCUCCACCACAGAGCAUCCGUAUAAGAAACCCUACAUGGAGACCUCCCCCAGCGAGGAGGACCCCUUCUACCGCCCCAGCUACCCCCAGCAGCAGGCCCUGAGCGCCUCCUACAGGACAGAAUCAGCCCAGCGGCAGGCCUGCAUGUACGCCAGCUCGGCGCCCCCCAGCGAGCCGGUGCCCAGCUUGGAGGAUAUCAGCUGCAACACGUGGCCCAGCAUGCCUUCCUACAGCAGCUGCACGGUCACCACCGUGCAGCCCAUGGACAGGUUGCCCUACCAGCACUUCUCCGCUCACUUCACCUCGGGGCCCCUGGUCCCCCGGCUGGCUGGCAUGGCCAGCCACGGCUCGGCACAGCUCGGAGAGGGAAUGUUCCAGCACCAGACCUCCGUGGCUCACCAGCCUGUGGUCAGGCAGUGUGGGCCCCAGACUGGCCUGCAGUCGCCCGGGAGUGUUCAGCCCCCUGACUUCCUCUACUCUCACGGCGUGCCUAGGACCCUGUCCCCACACCAGUACCACUCUGUGCACGGGGUUGGUAUGGUGCCAGACUGGAGUGAGAACAGCUAAGGCGGAGCCUGCAUGGCCACAGACGUUCACCAGAGAGAGAGAGAGGGAGAGAGAGAGGGAGAGAGACGGUGGCAGAGAGAACCAACCCCGCGGACCAGAGUUUUCGUUUCGCCCUGUGAUGGCCUCCUGCACUCAGCAGUUCACAGUGCCGUUGGAACCACGUGACUUCAUUGCUUUGUCUCAAAACUUCACGAAUGAGCAGAACCAGCCAAGUCCUGCCCCCCACGGCCACCACGCCCAUCAGGCAGAUCCCGGGGCCCCCAGACAACACCUUACCUGCCUUGUCAGCUAUCUUCUCCCAGCACGUGGUGGGCGUCU